AUGCGUUUCUCAGCGGGCAAGAUCGUCACUCUACUCCUGGCUGCCACCCUUGUCGAUGCUCGGGACGACGACAAUAACAACGGCAACAACAAUAACAAUGGAGGAAACAACAUGAACGGCGGCAACAAUGGUGGGAACGGCGGGAACCGGGGUGGUAACAACAACAACAACAACAAUCAGCAGCAACAGCAGCAGCAGCAGCAGCAGCAGCAGCAGCAGGGUGGAAACCAGAGGAACAGUGCGGUCAACAGCAACAGCGCCGGGAAUGUCAGACUGAGCUCAGCGGGCGCCAACACAGCACUGGCGUCCCUCGGUGCCGGUGCCGGAGGCGCGGGUGCCGCCAGCGGCCUUCGACAGUUCCCCGGGUUCCAGGCUCAGACCGAGGGCGGCCUCAAGCCGCUCCCCAGCAUCGCCAACGGCGCCGUCGCCAUCGGCAGCGCCCCGCCCGCCAUCCAGAGCCAGAUCGACGCCGUCUCCUCGAGCCUCCUGGCCACGGCCGUCGCCCAGACUACCGCCGCCGCCGGCGUGGUGGCUGGCGGCGCUGCCGUGGCUGCUUCGACCGGGGCCGCUAGCCUCGCUCCCCUCGCGCCCGCCGCUUCCACGGCGGCCGCCGGCGCCGCCCAGAGCCUGGCUCCGCUCCCCGGCCUGGGCUCGAGCGCUGCCGGCGCUGCUGCCGGUUCCCUCAAGCCGCUCGGCAGCGGUGCCGUCGCGGCCACCUCUGCAGUCGCCGGCGCCGUGACGACCUCGGCUGCGGCCGCCGUCGUGGCGAGCAGCGCCGCCGCGGGCACGAUCCAGGGCUUCCAGAAGGUCUCGGCCGGCGUGUCCUCUGCUUCCGUGUCCGUCGCGGUCGGUGCCGUCUCGACUUCUGCGGCCGCCGGCGCCGUGGGCUCCCUGGUCCCCAUCGCCGGCGUGGCUUCUGCGACCGGCAACCGCGGCGUCGCCACGGCUGGUGUCUCGGCUGCGAACACGCCUGCUUUCCCGCUGGGUAACGGCACCGUAGCUUCCGCCGGCGCCGUAGCGGGCGGCAGCGGCUCCAACACCCUCCGGCCCCUCGGCGGGACGGGCGUCGCCUCCGCCGGCGGCGCCAUCAACACGGGAGCUCUCGUCGGCGCGGGAGCCGGCGCAGCGGCCGGCGCAGCUGGCGCCGCGGGAGCAGCUGGUGCUGCCUCUGGCGGCCAGACCACCGGCGAGACCACUACCGGCGAGUCGGGCAGCAGCACCGGCGAGGAGGCGCUCAAGCCCCUCCCCGGCAGCAUCGAGGCCUCGGCCACAGCCCCGCUCGAGUCCCUGCCCAGCGAGUCGGCGGGCGCCGCCGGCGCCAACGGCGGCAGCAACGGCAGCAACGAGCAGGGCACGCCCACGACGCUGAUGACGGCCUCGAUGCCCGCGGGCGGCCUCAACACCGGGGUGCGGAACCCGGGCCAGGCGGCGGCGCAGACGGGCGCCGGUGGUACCGGUACCGGCGCCGGUGCGGCGGCCGCGUCGGGCGUGACCAACGCCGGGUCCGGCUGGGGCGCCGCUCGGGGCGGGUCGGCGGUGGGCAGUGUCUUGUUGGCUGGUGCGGUUGCUUUCGUUGGUUUGUUGUAA
Messenger RNA from Thyridium curvatum, 1587 nucleotides. RefSeq lists its product as uncharacterized. The coding region runs from base 1 to 1587 and encodes 528 amino acids. The transcript has a single exon. The record is from RefSeq and is a predicted model, not a curated record. Gene Ontology annotation, biological process: box C/D snoRNP assembly. Lineage: Eukaryota; Fungi; Ascomycota; Sordariomycetes; Thyridiales; Thyridiaceae. Gene Ontology annotation, molecular function: RNA binding. Gene Ontology annotation, cellular component: nucleus.